This is a messenger RNA of Daucus carota subsp. sativus, 2911 nucleotides long. RefSeq names its product type IV inositol polyphosphate 5-phosphatase 7. The coding region runs from base 472 to 2334 and encodes 620 amino acids. The transcript has 13 exons. Gene Ontology annotation, molecular function: inositol-polyphosphate 5-phosphatase activity; phosphatidylinositol-4,5-bisphosphate 5-phosphatase activity; phosphatidylinositol-3,4,5-trisphosphate 5-phosphatase activity. Gene Ontology annotation, biological process: phosphatidylinositol dephosphorylation. The record is from RefSeq and is a predicted model, not a curated record. Lineage: Eukaryota; Viridiplantae; Streptophyta; Magnoliopsida; Apiales; Apiaceae.
UCACUUUAUUACUCUCUCUCUACACCUUCUCUCUCUAAAUAUUUUGCUGCAUUUGUCUUGUUCUUAAGCCUGAGAAUCUACUCAUUCCCUCUACACUUGUUAAACUAAACUUGUUUCUGUUGUUUUGUUUUGUUUCUCUCACCCUUGUUCUUUUGCUCCUGUAGUUUUAUACAUACAUGAUAUUAUUGAAGAGUGAAAAGAAGCAACAUUGUUUUGAGGGCUUACCCAUUAUCAAGAUCCUUCAAGAACCUAUCUUUUUGUGUUGAAUUUGGGUUUUUGUGUUAGUAUUGAGCUUGUUGUUGACAAAGUUGAGUGGCCCAUUUUAAGAAAUAGGGUUAUUUUGAAAAAGAUUUGAUUUUUACAUUGUGUCAUUUUCUUGAAAAUUUGGGUAAUUUAGAGGGAAUUGCGACAAGUUUGUGGAGAGGGGGAGAGGGUUUUUGAAGAAGAGCUGCAUGAGGAAGAAGUGAAACAAUGAGAGAUGAAAGUGCCAAAAAGAGCAAGCUCUCUUGGUCAAAAUCAGUGGUUAGGAAGCUGCUUAAUAUUAGGUGCAAAACUGAAGAUGUUCAAGCAAAUGUAGAUGUUUGUGCAGAUGGCAAUGUGGGCUGGACGAAUAGCAUCUCUGAGAGGGAGCUUAACAAAAGCAAGAAAGUUAAAACAGAUAAAUCAAGCAGAGCAAGGGACCGUCUCCGGCGAUAUAAAGCUAAUCUGGACCACCCUCAAGUUAUAAAUGUGCAAAACUACAGCAUUUUUUCAGCUACAUGGAAUGUAGGUGGGAAAUCUCCUACAAGUAAUUUGAAUGUAGAUGAUUGGCUUCUUGCCUCACCUCCUGCAGACAUAUAUGUACUUGGAUUUCAAGAAAUAGUUCCCUUAAAUGCUGGUAAUAUUCUGGGAGCAGAAGACAAUGGUCCUGCCAAAAAAUGGCUAGCUUUGAUUAACAAAACCCUAAACAAUCGUCCAGGAACUAGUGGAAGUGCUUGCUGCACACCUUCUCCAGUCCCUAAUCCGAUUGCCGAAUCUAAUGCUGAUUUUGAGGGAUCAAACAGGCAUACAGCGUCGGCUCUAUUCCAGCGUAGAUCAUUCCAGGCACCAAGAAACUGGAGAAAUGACAAUGACAAUUAUCCUAUGCCCCAACCUCGCCUUGAUAGACGGUACAGUGUCUGUGAUCGAGUGAUAUUUGGUCACAGGCCAAGCGAUUAUGACUCUACAGUCAGAUGGGGUCACAGACCUAGUGAUUACUCUUCAAGUCACAGGUCAAGUGAUUAUUCCUCCAGUCACAGACCUAGUGAUUACUCAAGUCACAGGCAAAGUGAUUACUCAAGUCAGAGGCCUAGUGAUUAUUCUUCAAGUCAAAGACCAAGUGAUUAUUCUUCAGGGCACAGACCAAGUGAUUACUCAUGGGGACAGAGGCCGAGUGAUUAUUCCAGAUGGGGAUCUUCUGAUGAUGAAUAUGGGCCUGUGGAUUCACCUAGCACUGUGUUAUUUUCACCUAUGGAAGAUAAUUACAGAAUGCGGGGAAAUUCAAAGUAUUGUUUAGUUGUUACUGAACAAAUGGUUGGUGUUUUCCUCACAAUAUGGGUAAGAAGUGAUUUGAAAGAGCAUGUCCAGAACAUCAAAGUAUCUCGUGUUGGUAGAGGAUUGAUGGGUUACCUAGGAAAUAAGGGGUCCAUAUCGGUCAGCAUGUUGUUGCAUCAAACAAGCUUCUGCUUUGUCUGUAGCCACUUGACCUCGGGACAGAAGGAAGGCGAUGAGCUAAGAAGGAAUUCUGAUGUAAUGCAGAUCCUCAGGAGGACGAGGUUUCCACGAGUUCGUGGCAUUUGUGAUGAGAAGUCCCCACAAACGAUCCUUGAACAUGAUCGAAUCAUCUGGGUUGGGGAUCUGAACUAUCGAAUUGCGCUAUCUUACCGAUCAGCAAGAGCACUUGUUGAGAUGCAAAACUGGAGAGCUUUGUUAGAAAAUGAUCAGUUACGACUAGAGCAGCGAAAGGGUCGCGUUUUUGAAGGUUGGAGAGAAGGAAAGAUAUACUUCCCCCCAACAUACAAAUAUUCGAAUAAUUCAGACAGAUACACUGGUGAAAGUAUUCACCUAAAAGAGAAACGUCGAACGCCUGCAUGGUGUGAUCGGAUUUUGUGGUUUGGAAGAGGUCUUCAUCAAUUAUCUUAUGUCCGAGGGGAAUCCAGGUUCUCUGAUCACAGACCAGUUUACAGCAUAUUCUGGGCUGAGGUUGAGUCAUCACAGAGCCGUUUAAAGAAAAGCACAAGCUGUUCUACCUCUAGGAUUGAGGUGGAGGAACUCUUUCCAUACUCACAUGGAUACACAGAACUCUGCUUUUUCUGAAAGGAUUAAGGGAACUGUUCAAAUUAGAUUCUUAAACAUUAUCACACAUGUUCUUAUCUGUUAACUGGUCCCCUGUUGACGUGCUAAAUUUCUUCUGAUGAAGCUCAUUUUUGAAGGUUGAUGGAGACACAACAAUGUCCACAAACUGAAAAAGACAUACAACUAUACCAUAAUCGGUCGCUAAUCACUAAAGCAGGGUUGUUUGACCGCAAUUUCCUGGUUAAUAACAAAUUUAGAGUAAAGACUAACAAAGUCCCACUUAACGGCAUCUCGGAGUUUCAUACAAGCAUUUUCAGGAGGAGCUCAACUAAUUACAGAUUGCCAAGUGGGUCACUGAGGAAUAGUUUAUUCAAGAUUCUUUAUUAGUUAAGGGAUGCAUAGGUCACUAACUGGAAGAGAAUGUUAUAGAUUUGUCAAAAUAAUCAUUAGGUGUGCUCUUUUUUGUUUCAGAUGUGAAAAAGAAGUAAAGAAAUGAUGUGUGUAUAUAUACUCAUUACCAAAGUGAUGGAGAGCUAGAAAACUCAAUGUAGAGCCCUCUUGUUUAUUUAUUUAUAGUUUUUUUUGUUGUUGCUCUUAA